Triticum dicoccoides is the source of this 1635-nucleotide messenger RNA. RefSeq names its product zinc transporter 6-like. Gene Ontology annotation, molecular function: zinc ion transmembrane transporter activity. The record is from RefSeq and is a predicted model, not a curated record. Bases 114 to 1301 code for a protein of 395 amino acids. Gene Ontology annotation, biological process: zinc ion transmembrane transport. Gene Ontology annotation, cellular component: plasma membrane. The transcript has 2 exons. Lineage: Eukaryota; Viridiplantae; Streptophyta; Magnoliopsida; Poales; Poaceae.
CAUCAAGUCUCAUAAGUCCUCCCUUCCGUCUCCUGCCGCUCGCCGACCCCGUCGCCGUCGCCGUCGCUGGCGUGCGCGGGCGCGAUAUUCCGCCGAGCACCUCGCGCGCCGCCAUGUCCGGCAAGGGUUGCCUCCCUGAGGGCGAGCUCGCCGCGCUGUCCAGGGUCUGCCGCGACGGGGCCGCGGCGGCGCGGCUCAAGACGGGCUCCCUGCUCGCAAUCCUCAUCGCCAGCGCCGUCGGCGUCUGCCUCCCCGUCGCGCUCACCAGGGCCUUCCGGGGCCGGGACGGGUACGCGCGGGGCCUGCUCCUCGUCAAGUGCUACGCGGCCGGGGUCAUCCUCUCCACCUCCCUCGUCCACGUCCUCCCGGACGCCUACGCGGCGCUCGCCGACUGCGCCGUCGCGUCGCGCCGGCCCUGGAAGGACUUCCCCUUCGCGGGGCUCCUCUGCCUCGUCGGCGCGCUGCUCGCGCUCCUCGUCGACCUCUCCGCCUCGUCGCACCUCGAAGCCCACGGCCACCAGCAGCCGCAGCAGGAGGAGGGCCAGCCCUACGCCCCAAUCCCCACCACCAAGAAGGCCCCCGCCUUCGAGCUCACCGGCGAAAUGAGCCCCAGGAAACGCGCUUUCCUGGACGAGAGUGACCGCGACGACAAGAAUGGCGGCGACCCGGACCGGGACGACGUGGCGCUCUUCGGUCCCAAGAAAGGCGCCCGGCUGCCCCGCAGCGAUGAGCCCGUGGUCCCUGUUGUCGGGUGCCAUGGCGCUGGGCAUGAGGUGGUGGAGGUCGGGGAGGGGGAGGAGGAGGAGGCGAGGAAGAAGCAGAAGAUGGUGUCCAAGGUGCUGGAGAUUGGGAUAGUGUUCCAUUCCGUCAUCAUUGGGGUGACCUUGGGGAUGUCGCAGGACGUCUGCGCCAUCCGGCCGCUCGUCGUCGCGCUCUCCUUCCACCAGGUCUUCGAGGGGAUGGGCCUAGGCGGCUGCAUCGCACAGGCUGGUUUCGGAAUGGCAACAGUGGGUUACAUGUGCAUAAUGUUCUCGGUGACAACACCAUUGGGAAUACUUCUUGGGAUGGCAGUCUUCCAUAUGACUGGUUAUGACGAUAGCAGUCCAAAUGCCCUAAUAAUUGAGGGCCUUCUUGGUUCACUCUCUGCCGGAAUCCUUGUCUACAUGGCGCUCGUGGACCUCAUUUCUCUUGAUUUCUUCCACAACAAGAUGAUGUCAUCAUCUCUGAAACUGAAGAAGGCCUCUUAUAUUGCAUUGGUGCUUGGAUCUGCUUCUAUGUCGAUAUUAGCUCUCUGGGCAUAGGUCAUAGUGAAAUGUAUAGAGGGAUCAUUCUCAGAUUCCAACAUCUUGCAGUGCAUAUCUAUGGACUCAUACUUCCCCUAUGUAUAUCUGAAAUGACACGUUAUGGGGAACUGGAAAUGGAAAUCGACCAAUGCUUCUGUUACUUUGCAGCUAAAACUGAUGCCUGUUAUACACUAAUGUGUAUAACCAACACCCUGAUUUACCUUUCAGUUGAUACCGUGCACUGUAAUAGACUGGACUUUUCUUAAAGAUGAAACCUUAUAUUGUUGCCAAAUUUGGAAUUCAUGUUCAGAAGGAAGGCAUCCUUGUGUGUAGAGUUAGUAAGUUCCUUGUA